GGCAACCCGCUACGUUAGACUGCCUGCCGUUCGACGUCGCGAUCUGAAAAGCAAAGCUGAGGGAAGCAGCAGGCGGUAGAAGAGGCUGAACAGUUCCCUCUCCUUUAAUAGAAAAUGUCAUGCUGUCGUCACCACAUUUCGUCGUUUUCACCCGAUAAACAUGUCUGCGCUGUGAGACAGGCAACCCUAGCUGAGAGACUCUGAGAGAGAGAGAGAGAGAGAGAGAGAGAGAGAGAGAGACCCAUUGGAAAUGUGAAGGAGAAAGCCGAACCCUGAAGCAGGAGGCACCGGCAACUGCUCGGAUGCACAAUUCCCAUAUAUUGUGGACGUUCUUCUUGUGGAGCUGAUUCCCUGGUUGUCAUUCAAAAGCUCAUCAUGGCUGCAGUGAAGUGUUUCAGUGGUCCGGAAGAGAUGGAGGAUUUCAGUCAUGCCCUGAAUCUGAUGAGAGAGCUGAAAUAUUUCUACGACUCCCAACUUCUGGUGGAUGUUCGGAUUGAAGUGGAGGCAGGACCCGAGUCUUCUGGAUGCGCCUCAGAGACUGAAACGCGUUCCUUUUUCCAGUGUAACCGUAAUAUCCUGGCGGCAGCGAGUCCCUAUUUCAAGAGCAUGUUCACGGGAGGACUGUACGAAAGCACCCAGAGCAAGAUCACAAUUCACGAGGUGGACGCGGAGUCGAUGGCGCUGAUCAUUGACUACUGCUACACCGGCAAAGUGACCAUCACUGAAGCCAACGUGCAGAGACUGUAUUCAGCCGCCAACAUGCUGCAGGUGGAGUACAUCCGACAUGCCUGUGCUGACUUCAUGACCAGAAGACUCGACCUGUCCAACUGUACAGGGAUCCUAAAAUUUGCUGACACCUUUGACAACAUGGAGCUGAAAAGCAAAGCCCAAGCCUUCAUUGCAAAGCACUUUGCUCAGCUCAGUGCCAGUGUGAAGGAGCUGUGUGAACUGGACGUGCAACAGAUGAAGGAGAUCCUCACGUUGGAUUCCCUUGACGUUGACUGUGAGAGGAAAGUGUGUGCGGUUGCCAUGCAGUGGAUCGAACAUAACAUGCCUCUGGAAACCGAGGACACCUUGCGCAUCCUUCAGUGCAUCCGUUGGUCGCUGUUUACAGAGAAAGACCGCUUCUAUGUAGAUGGUCUUAAAUCGAAGCCGUUCGUGGAGAAACACCUUUCAAGUUUACCCGAUUUGGCUAGUACAAGUGAGAGCGGGGUGAUUUCGGUGAAUCACACGAAACACAGAAUUGGCCUAAGCGCAAAAGAAAUGGUCCUGUUUUUUGGACGGCCCAACGAACCGUUCAUGUGUUACGACCCUUACAGUGAAGAGAUCUACUCCAUGUCAUCGCCUGUCAUCAACCUCAGCAAUCAGAACUUUAAACGCUCUCCUAUGGAAACGUUUUUAGUCUGCGCCACGCCAGAGAACAACCUGUACAUCGCCUCACACCUGUCCAAGCACUUCUGGGUGUAUAAUCCGCUGCUGAACUGCUGGCACGAGCUGGCCGAAAGACCGCUAGGGAGAAUGCAUUCAUGUAUUGGCUACCUCAACGGGCACAUGUACAUCCUCGGUGGAAGGGACCCUGUAUCUGAUGCAAGGAUCAAGGAGGUUGAGUGCUACAGCAUUCAAAGGAACCAGUGGAUAUUUGUCACGCCUUUGCCACAUUCCUUGGGAAAGAUGCAAGUCGUGACAGUCAACGAGCAACUGUAUGUAGUAAACAAGAGACGGAUACUCUGCUAUGAGCCCAAGAGAAACCACUGGCUACAGCGCGGCUCUUUAAAACGCAACAAGCUGCACAAAGCGUGCGUCUUUCAGGACCAAAUCGUCUGCCUGUGUGACAUCCCAGUGGUGAAAGUGUAUAACCCAGUGCGUGGGGAAUGGAGACGUAUCGCAGACAUCCCCAUCGAUAGCAGUGCUCUGAACUACCAAGUGGUUCAACACAAAAACAAACUGCUCCUGCUGACUCUUGCUAUUGUCCAUCACAACAAAAACAGGCUGGUCAUACACGAGUAUGACUCUUCUAGGGACACAUGGAAGAACGUUGUCACUAUGUUCGGCUCCUCGUUUGACUCGAUAAGCCUCUCUGCUCGCGUUUAUACGGCCUGCCUUAGCUCCGGCCAGAACUUCAUUACUGAGGAGGAUGAUGACAGUGGCUCCAGUGUAGACUGGGACUUUGGACUGACUGAUGCAGACUCUGAUUCGGGCAGCUCAAGCUCUUUUUCUGAUGAGAAUUGGUAGCAAACUUUCCCAAUGUCUGUAAAAAUCUGUGGUUGUUUAUGGCUGUAUGGAAGAGAGACACAAGUUCUUGAACUCCAUCUAAUGAUAAUCAUUGCAGAAUUGUACUUCUAUUAUGUGACUGGCCAAACGUUUACAUUAAUGUACCAGCACAGAGACAUUUCUUUAAACUGAAUUUACAUGACGUUUGUAUUACGUGGUUAAAAGGUGCUGUGAUAAGACAAGAACUCAAGAUGAUAAAUUAUUUUCCCAGAUGAUGCCAAUGUGGUGCUGUUAUCGUAUGAAGUGUAAUUCUGUUUUUUACUUUUUGAAAGGUAAAGACCAGUAUUAAUAUAUUUUCGAGUUUCAUUAAAUCCCUUGUACACUUUCAA
This is a messenger RNA of Silurus meridionalis, 2600 nucleotides long. RefSeq names its product kelch repeat and BTB (POZ) domain containing 7 (gene kbtbd7). The coding region runs from base 376 to 2232 and encodes 618 amino acids. Lineage: Eukaryota; Metazoa; Chordata; Actinopteri; Siluriformes; Siluridae. The transcript has a single exon. Gene Ontology annotation, molecular function: protein binding. The record is from RefSeq and is a predicted model, not a curated record.